AUGUAUUUGGAAGUUAUAGAAUGCUUACACCAAGUCAAUAGAUCAAUAUACGGUGUGCCGGCCAUUGUUGGUUUUAUUGGAGCAGAUGUUGCUGAAAUCAUAUUUACCAUAUACGGCCAUUUAUUAUUCCCUAGAGCUUAUAUCAAUGAUCCUCAUUUGGUAUUUGCUUUCAUAGCGUUGUUAAUGAAAACAGUUAAUGUUAUAGUCUUAUACACGAUUGGUGACGCCACCGAAAAAGAGGUAAAUCGGAUGAGUCUUGUCUUACAUCAACGAUCCUUAAUAGAAAAAAACCCUAGAAUUAAACGUCAGAUCAAGUUUUUUUUACUUCGAAGAUUACACGAACACUAUCAUUUCGAUCUGUAUGGAAUGUGUCAUGUUAAUAUAAGACAACUGUUUAAUUUAUCAAACAUAGCGAUUGGUUAUUUAGUAAUUCAAGUUUUGUUCAAAUUGAAUAAAUAA
Messenger RNA from Macrosiphum euphorbiae (potato aphid), 459 nucleotides. The record is from the annotation of a GenBank genome assembly. Lineage: Eukaryota; Metazoa; Arthropoda; Insecta; Hemiptera; Aphididae.